AGAAAAAGGUAGAAAAAUAUGCAUGCAGAACAGAAACAGAUACUUAUAAUGGGAUUUAAUCAAUAAAGGUCGACUAGCUGCUAUUAAAAGUGGACACUAAUUGGAUUGUUUACCAGAACACUGGUGACGGGAAACGCACGGUCGCGGUAGUCAGAAAUAAAUUGCCAGACGAGAAGUAAUAAAUACACACGAAGCACAACAAAAACACAACAACAACAACAUCAGAAUGAAGUCGACAACAACAGCAACAACAACAGGCAACAAAUCACGGCUAACAAGUCUCACCGAGGACAUAAUACCGGAGGAUGCAUCCUAUCGUGCCCGCCUCCACUACCUCUUCGCCCAGAUCGAAAAGGAGUUCGAUCAACUCUACUUGGAAAACCAAAAUCUGCAAGAUAAGCUGGAAAAUGCCAUCGCCAAUAGCAAAGACUCGCUCACUCCACAUGACACACAACGCUCGGCAGCGGCUGGCGUUGCUAGCAACGUCGUCCUAUCCGGCAGUGGUGGCGCCUCCUUGGCAGCCACACCGGCAACGCCAUUGGCACCGUUGGGGGCUGGCGACGAAAUCGGUGCUAGCCUGCUGGCAGCCGCCUCCAGCACCCACAAGAGUCUCAAAGCGAAGCUGAGCAGCGCCACCGGCAGCAAAGUGAAGGCGAGCAACAAAAUUAAGGCGCAGACCAGUCGCAUUGUGUCCAGCUUCAAGGCCCAGACGGUGGUCAGUACGGUGGUACGUGAAUUUGGCGGUCACAAGGAUGGCAUAUGGCAGGUGGCCGCCAAGACGGGCCAACCAAUUAUUGGUACAGCAUCCGCUGAUCAUACCGCUUGCAUUUGGGGCAUAGAGAGUGCACGCUGCCUGUUGCAGUAUCAAGGACACGUUGGUUCCGUAAACUCCAUCAAGUUCCAUCAGCAUCGAGAUCUAGUGCUGACGGGCAGUGGCGAUGGCACCGCACACAUCUGGCAGGCGGCAGUCAACUGGGAGGUGGCCAAGAAGGGGCACUCUUCCGAGGAGGAGCUCGAUGACAGCGACGGCCAGUUGGAGGAUCGCGAUCGUGUGGACACGUUGCGCACGCCUCUUUGUGAGUUCACUGGCCCGGGUGGCCAUCUCUCUGUUGUGGUCGCUGCCGAUUGGCUGUCGAGCAUGGAUCAGAUUAUCACCGGCAGUUGGGAUCGCACUGCGAUCCUUUGGGAUGUGGAGACGGCACAGCCGCUGCAACCGCUGACCGGCCACGAUCAUGAGCUCACGCAUGUAUCCGCACAUCCAGCGCAGCGUCUAGUUGUGACCGCUUCCCGAGACACCACCUUCCGCUUGUGGGACUUCCGCGAUUCGAUACCUGCCGUGUCCGUCUUCCAGGGACAUACAGAAACUGUGACCUCCAGCGUCUUUGCACGCGACGAUAAGGUCGUCUCAGGCUCAGAUGAUCGCACCAUCAAAGUGUGGGAAUUACGCAACAUGCGCUCAGCCCUGGCCACUAUCCGGACCGAUUCAUCUGUUAAUCGCCUGGCCGUGUCGAGUGGAGGCAUUAUUGCCAUACCGCACGACAACCGACAGAUUCGCCUGUUCGAUUUGAAUGGACAGCGGGUGGCGCGUUUGCCGCGUACGAGUCGCCAGGGACAUCGUCGCAUGGUUUCAUCGGUCGCCUGGGCGGAGGAGCCACUCCUGAAUUGUGACCUAUUCUCCUGCGGCUUUGAUCGACGCGUCUUUGGCUGGUCCAUCGUGCUGCCAAAGGAUAAUUGAAAAUUACUCAAACGUCGAGCUGCUAUGCAGUCAAGAAAAAAACAAUAAGAUGCUCCCAUGCUGCACAUAAAAGCGAAUAUCUCUCGAAAACAUUAUCAGCGCUUUGUUGAUUCACCAUCACAAUUAAAACGCGUGUAUUUACUUAAAAAGCAAAUAACCAUUGUAUAUCAAGUAUUUCGUUCUUUAUCCAUAGCAUGCAAUUUGCCUCAUGCCAAAUAAUCCCGAAAUGCAUAUAUAUAUAUAUAUACGACUAUAUUAUGAUUGUUAUUACUACAUGUGUGUGUAGAUAAGGGGCUGAGAGAAUCUCCAUAAUUUUUAGCUGUGUUUUAUUAAUAUCGAUUAUAUAUAUGUACCAUUUACAACACAAUAUCCUACAUGUCUGAGGCAUGUUCUUAACCUAGAAUUGUUAGAUGCAAAACAGAGAUAUACUAAAUAAAAGUCCAUAUUCAAUACAAAUA
Molecule: messenger RNA, 2193 nt
Organism: Drosophila grimshawi
Lineage: Eukaryota; Metazoa; Arthropoda; Insecta; Diptera; Drosophilidae
Gene: Wdr37
Product: WD repeat-containing protein 37
Exons: 3
Coding region: 227-1735 (502 amino acids)
Cellular component (GO): preribosome, large subunit precursor
Molecular function (GO): protein binding
Source: RefSeq, a predicted model, not a curated record